Messenger RNA from Anarrhichthys ocellatus (wolf-eel), 3106 nucleotides. It is a transcript of the gene slc6a16a, whose product is annotated as solute carrier family 6 member 16a. The record is from RefSeq and is a predicted model, not a curated record. Lineage: Eukaryota; Metazoa; Chordata; Actinopteri; Perciformes; Anarhichadidae. Bases 461 to 2569 code for a protein of 702 amino acids. The transcript is spliced from 12 exons. Gene Ontology annotation, biological process: amino acid transport; sodium ion transmembrane transport; nitrogen compound transport. Gene Ontology annotation, cellular component: plasma membrane.
CAUUUUCAUAUUUAAAUACAUUCUAAAGCAGUGCAGUGAGUAUGAACACAUGUCAGUGCACAUAACUCUGUUCAGCGGUGUAUUUGUCAAACCUACUGACACACAGGAACAUCCAGCAGUGUGCUGUCCAGCUCCGUUAAACGUUUUGGGGAAGGGCAGUUCAGCCCCCUCAGUCCUCCCAUUGGCUCCAUCUGCAGUAACGUCUGCUUCAUGUCUUCUCGGGUUGGCGACGACAAAAGUUUGUUCCAGCACGAGAAACGUGGCCACAAAACAAACUAUCUGCCCGAGACGGUCCUCCCCUUAGCGAACUAUAUUUGUUAGCCCGACUAUUAGCAAAAUCGAAGAAAGGAAGAGUUUAAAAGUAGCGUUGUGAAAAAGGGACAAAGUGACGAGCAGGGAAACCAACUCCAGGACUUCUGGAAACUCUAACGUCACUCCUGUCUUGGACCGUGCAGUCAGCAUGACGGAGAAACCUCCUCUGGACAGCGACGAGAAUGGAGCCUGGUUGAGUGAGGCUCAGUCUGAAACUCAGCUUACAACUGGGCAAGGUCCAGACGGAGUUGAGACAUGCGAUGCCGACCGACCAGCAUGGGACUCUAAGCUCCAGUAUGUGUUAGCACAGGUGGGGUUCAGUGUGGGCCUGGGGAAUGUGUGGAGGUUCCCAUACCUUUGCCACCAAAAUGGAGGAGGGGCCUUCAUGCUGCUGUAUGUUUUUCUUUUAAUAUUUGUGGGAGUUCCACUGUUUUUCAUGGAGUUGGCAGCCGGCCAAAGCAUUCGCCAAGGCAGCAUUGGUGUAUGGAAGCACAUCUCCCCAAAGCUGGCAGGCAUCGGUUACUCCAGCUGCAUUGUCUGUUUUUACGUGGCUCUUUACUACAAUGUUAUUAUUGCAUGGAGCCUGUUCUACUUGGGUAAUUCUUUUCAGUAUCCUCUGCCAUGGGAGCACUGUCCAAUUGAUGUAACCACCAACGACACAGUGAAAGAAUGUGCAGGUUCUUCCCCAACGUCAUAUUUCUGGUUUCGGAAAGCUCUUAACAUCACGAAUUCCAUCGACGAAUCGGGAGAGUUUAACCCCAUCAUGACGGGCUGUUUAUUGGCGGCCUGGGCAAUUGUCUCCUUGGCUAUGAUCAAGGGCAUCAAGUCUUCUGCAAAGGUGAUGUACUUUUCCUCAGUCUUCCCGUAUGUGGUGCUCUUUAUUUUCCUCAUCAGAGGGUUGAUGUUGGACGGUGCGAUGGAAGGAAUCAAAUUUAUGUUUUAUCCUAAACUGGAAAUCUGGGGAAAUGUGCAGGUAUGGCGCCAGGCUGCUACACAAGUGUUUUUUGCCCUUGGACUUGGCUAUGGCUCUGUUAUCGCGUAUUCCUCCUACAAUCCAGUCCACAACAACUGCCACAGGGACGCGCUUAUGGUGUCCGGCAUCAACUUCAUGACGUCUGUGCUGGCCUCGCUGGUGGUUUUCGUCGUGCUGGGUUUCCGUUCCAAGAACACUGCACUACGCUGCAUGGCUGAAAAUCUUGGUCUUCUAAGCCUGAUGUCGUCCUAUGAAUCUAACCAGCACUUGGUUGGCCUUGGUUGGCCUUGGAUCAACAUGACAGAUCCAAGCUCUGUGUCUUUAGCUGAAUACAGAGAGUGGUACAGUCACUACAGCUCAACGAUUGGUCCUAACAUCACUGACUGCAGCCUGGAAGAGGAGAUGAAUAAGGGUGUUGAAGGGACAGGCCUGGCAUUCAUAGCCUUCACUGAGGUGAUGGCCCUUUUCCCUGCCAGCCCCUUCUGGUCCACACUGUUUUUCCUAAUGCUGCUCAACCUGGGCCUCAGCACCAUGUUUGGGACCAUGCAGGGAAUCCUCACACCUCUCAUGGACAAUUUUAGCUUCUUGGGCCGCCACCGGACCCUUCUCACUGUGUCCAGCUGUGCUUUGGGGUUCAUAAUAGGACUGUUGUUCACUCAGCGCUCAGGCAACUAUUUUGUGGCUAUGUUUGACGACUACUCUGCAACUCUACCGUUAGUCAUUGUUGUAAUCUUUGAAACCAUUAGUGUGGCGUGGGUUUAUGGAACAGAUCGCUUCCUGGAUGACAUUGAAGUCAUGCUCAAAUGGCGCCCUCCAGUGGUGUACAAAUAUCUUUGGAAAUAUGUUUGUUUGCUGUCGAUGGUUGGUCUUCUGGCUGCUAGUUUGUUGCGUAUGGUCUUCAAAAGGCCCACGUACACCGCCUGGAAUCAAACCACGGCCUCUGAGAAGACUCUUGAGUACCCUGGCUGGGCUCUUGGUAUGAUUGUCAUGCUGAUAAUCUUUGCCAGCUUGCCUGUGCCUAUUGGCUACAUCUAUUCCACAUUGAAAAAUCCCAAGGCCUGUAACACUCGCUCCGAGGAGGUGCACCAAGAGAUGCACCGUGAGUUGUACACCAAGUGCAGCUCCACUGAGCAGCUGGGUUCCCAUCACAGAGUCCCCACUGAGGAAGACAAGGCUCAUCCCAGGACUGCCUUUCUGCCGCUGGGCAACGAAGACUACCGGCUCCUGUCGCAGCAGGAGGAGGAGGAGGAGGAAGAUGAUGAUGAACAAGAUACAGGGGUUUGAGCAUGGCUGUGGGAGGAAGAAAUGUUUACAUGCUCCAGAGUGCAUGAGUAAGACCCAGCAAGAGAGAUCGCAAAGUGAAGGGAGGUCAGUAAUAAAGAGAAUUAUUUUUAAUCUGCGCAAGAGUCGUGGGUUUGCACCCAUUUAUCGUAUAUCAGUCAAAUCAAAAGCUUUUUAGAUUCUGUAGUUAUGAAAAUACAAGUCCUCCCUUCAUUCAUUGUCUGAACCAAUCACAAUAUUCUGACAAUAAAAACACUCGCAGAUGCAUCAAAAAGGAAUAAGCUGCUAUAUUUGAUGAAAUACAGAAUUUAUGGAAGGUUUUAGAGUUGGAAAGUGACACACUGUUGUCUUUUGUUUCUGCCAGCCUUGUUUCAUUCGUUGGCCGGUGAAUUGAAGAAGACGGCAACGGACAAAAUUAGGCUUUGAGUAUUUUUAGCUAAAUGCCAAGUAUAAAUUUGCAUGAAAACAUUCGUGUGUGUGUGUGUGUGAGAGAGAGAGAGAGAGAGAGUGUGUGUGUGUGUGUGUGUGUGUGUGUGUGUG